AAUAGAAAGAUCUUUGAGAGCAGUAGAGAUUAAUUUGCAAGUUGAGUCUUGAUGUAUGAUGAAUUGGUUGGGAAGCAUUGACGCCUUAUUAGAAACAGAAUGGAUGUCUUUGCAUCUUCUUCACUACAGUUUUCUGGGAUGUUGCAAGUAUAGAAGAGGUGAUUUAUGCACGGAAUCCUGGGUUGAUAGUAAUGACGGGUUAAGCAGACAAGGUAUUGAAGACAGCAAUCUGGAAGAUGGUAUCUGCAUGCCAAUCUGCGAAAAAGGUGUAGAUGCUAAGAUGGUGAAACCGAGUUUGUCGGCCAUUUCCAUUUUACUAGUUGACUCUCUUGUUUGCCAAAACAAAAGUUUUGCGAAAAGGAGGGGGGUUAUAGAUUCAGACCUGUUGCGCUGUGUGGUUGUUAGAAGGCGAAAAUUAUUUGCAUAAUUCUGAGAACAAGCUCUUAAAGAGUGCAGAUGUGGCACUGCACAAGACCAUUAACACAACCAAUUAUUGAUUAUCAGAUGAAUCAAUAAUCGGUAGAUUUGACUUAGUCUUCAGCAGGAAUUUGAUCUUGGCAAGGGCGUGAUUUGUUGCUGUCAAUUUGUUUGUACAAAGCACAUCUGAGCUGCGUUAUUGCACACC
Molecule: messenger RNA, 625 nt
Organism: Mangifera indica (mango)
Lineage: Eukaryota; Viridiplantae; Streptophyta; Magnoliopsida; Sapindales; Anacardiaceae
Exons: 2
Coding region: 56-427 (123 amino acids)
Source: RefSeq, a predicted model, not a curated record